UCCGUCGGCUGCACCAUGAGCUGUGCUGUCAGGCAGGUCGUCACCACCUGUGCCCAGGGCAGGGGCAGCACGGGCAGCAACGCGGCCGGCACGGGGAGGAGGGUCUCCUCCGCCUCCUCGGGGAGACACGCUGCCUACGACCUGGGUGCUGUGGGGGGCAGCUUUUCCGGCGGCAGUUUGAGCGAGGGAUUUCUCGGGAAGCAGCUGAGCGCCGGCAGCGCGGCCGGCGGGAGCUUCGGAGCCACCCAGAGGGCUUGUUCUGCCCUGGGCUUCAGCGGUGGAGGCAUCUGCACUCGAGGGGGUGGGGGCUUCCCCAGGGCCGGCGCUGGCUGCGGGGAUGGGAUCCUGUUCGCCAACAACGAGAAGGCCACGAUGCAGAACCUCAACGACCGCCUGGCCUCGUACCUGGACAAGGUGCGGCUCCUGGAGGGGGACAACGCCGACCUGGAGUGCAAGAUCAGGGAGUGGUACGCCAAGGUGGGGCCCAGCUGCGAGCCACGGGACUACAGCUGCUACCACAAGGAAAUUGAAGACCUUCAGAACCAGAUCCUGUGUGCAGCCAUGGAGACUAACAAAAUCCUUCUGAACAUCGAUAACAACAGGAUGACUGCUGAUGACUUCAGAGUGAAGUACGAGACCGAGUGUGGUCUCCGGCAGAACGUGGAUGCCGACAUCUGCAACCUGCGGCCCGUCCUGGACCAGCUGGCCAGCUGCAAGACCGACCUGCAGCUGCAGUGCGAGGCUCUCACGGAGGAGAUGUGCUGCCUCAAGACCAACCACGAGGAGGAAAUGAGCUGCCUGAGGAAACAGGCGACCGGGGAUGUGAGCGUGGAGGUCAAUGCCUGCCCUGGCCCAGACCUGAGGAAGAUCCUGGAGGAUCUGCGGUGCCAGUACGAGACGCUGAUGGAGCGCAACCGGAAGGAGACGGAGCAGUGGUAUGCCUGCAAGAUGGAGGAGGUGAAUCUGGAGGUUGUCACAAGCAGCCAGGAGAUCGAGUCAAGCAACAAGCAGGUCACUGAGCUGAGGCGGCAGCUGCAGGCCCUGGAAAUCAACGUGCAAGCCCAGCUCACCAUGAAAGAAAACCUGGAAUCCUCUCUGACGGAGACCGAGUGUCGCUACAACAAAUACCUGGCUGAGCUGCAGACCCAGAUCUCCUGCGUGGAGCAGCGGCUGGCUGAGAUCCGAGCGGAAAUGGAGUGCCAGAACCAGGAAUACAAGACCCUCCUGGACGUCAAGUGCCGCUUGGAGCAGGAGAUCCAGACCUACCACUGCCUGCUGGAGGGCGGCCAGCACGACAUCAUAGGGCCAGCAGGAAGAGGAGUCGCUGCCACAUCAGCUGGGAGGAGCGGGGGGCUGAAAGCCACUCUGUGCCAGCCCUGCCUGCCCUGAGCCCGGCACAGGAGAGGGUCUGCCAGGUCACUGCAGACCAGAGAGUCCCUCAGCCCCACUGCACAUCCCUGAGGAGCUGUGAAGAACAAGCCAUUUGGAAGAACAAGGCAAGAAUAACCUGGGUGUUCUCAGUUGUGCUCCAGCAGCAGCCGAAGGGACUCCAUGGGAGCCACUGACCCCAGCACUGCCCCUCACUCGGGCUCCCCAGGG
Molecule: messenger RNA, 1599 nt
Organism: Corapipo altera (White-ruffed manakin)
Lineage: Eukaryota; Metazoa; Chordata; Aves; Passeriformes; Pipridae
Product: keratin, type I cytoskeletal 19-like
Exons: 8
Coding region: 16-1389 (457 amino acids)
Molecular function (GO): structural molecule activity
Source: RefSeq, a predicted model, not a curated record